UCCUAUGGGUUUGCGGCCCAUAUAGCAAAUUGAGAAUCAGUGGUGGUCUUUGACUGUUCCCAGGUAGCCAAAGGCCCUUUCCCGGGUAAAACCAAACAGAAAAUAACGAUCAUCACCUCUCCCAAGAAAAGACAUCAACCUCUAUCCACAGAGAAACAACUCAUCUUCAAUCUAAAUAAUCUUAGUUGUAAUAGCAUUUGUUGUCAUAGUUAUGGCUGAUCCUCUAUGCAAGUUCUUUGACGCUCGUUCUGUAACAGGUUCUCAAUACUUUGCCACCUAUUUUUCUGCCCAAAAGCCCUUCCUCUUACUCCCACUUGUUUCCCUUCACUACCCAAGUCUUGUCAGAAGAAAAGGAAGAAGAAGAAGAAGAAGAAAAUCACUUCCCAUUGCUUUCUGUUCCACACCCACUUCUUCAAAUCUUGAUAUCAUCUCCACUCAUGAGAAUUCUGAUGGCACUGUACUGUUUCGGUUUGGGGACCCAAGUGAUGCAAAAGAUGAUGAAUUGGAGGAAUCCAAUGUGGGGGUUGAAGAGGUGGAAAGGGAUGGUGAAGAGGAAUUUAGUGUGGUGAAAGUUUUUGAUGGUGAUAAUGAGAAUGAAGUCAUUGUCCAGAAAGUAGAUAGAGAAGCCAAGGGUCAGGCUGUGAUGGUGGCCACUGAUGCUGGUAUUUCUGAAUCAGUAAUAACUAGCAAUCAAAAGAGUGAUUAUGUAGAAAUAAACACUGGAUUGAGUGAAAAUUUUCUAGGAGAUUCGACGGAUGAAAUUGGCUCAAUUUCAGCUGUAGGAAUUCAAGAUCAAUCAGAAGAUGAAGUCUAUAUUGAGAAUGCAGAACUUGUCGAGGAGACUUUCGAAAAGAAAGAUGAUAGUGAAGCUUCAAUUCUAGCACCAGAGAAUUCUAAUCCUUCUUUGGAAGUUGAGGAAGAAAUGAAGGGUCAAUCAAGUGAUGAAUCAUUUGAAGAAUCAGACAAUGAUGACAAAUCACCUCUUUUAGGUUCAUCUGCAGCAAUGCCUGAAUACUGUGACUUGGUAAACACUAAGGAAAUUGAAGAAUCUGAGGAAGCAGGUUCAAGUCAAUUGAUAGAGAAUGAUGAUGACAAGGAUUUCCAUGAUGAUUCAACUCAUGUUGAGGUUUCGAGUGAAAUUGAGGCAGCGGAAGAUGAUAUUGAGAUUGUCCAACAGACGGAACAAAUACCUGAAAAUGUUGAUCCGAUAAUGGAAGAGCCCGUAGAGAACAGAACAAAUAUUUGA
Molecule: messenger RNA, 1246 nt
Organism: Lycium ferocissimum
Lineage: Eukaryota; Viridiplantae; Streptophyta; Magnoliopsida; Solanales; Solanaceae
Exons: 3
Coding region: 212-1246 (344 amino acids)
Source: RefSeq, a predicted model, not a curated record